AUGUCGGGCCGGCGAGCUUACGCCAGAGAUGGCGAGAUCGACGAUGAUCUGAGCGAAACUCAGGCCCAAGACGAGAUCUUCAUCGACGACAACAGCGACUACAUCGACGCCAACGACAGCGAAGAGGGCGAGGAUUUGCUCCUUCAAGAUGCUUUGGAAGAGAUGGUCGCCCAAGCGGAAGCGCGAGAUUCCUUCGGCACCCAAUUCGAUGACGAUGACGAAGACUCCGAGUACAUCCCAUCAGACGAAGACGUGUACCAGGACCUCAUUCAAGAUGCCGGUGGCCUAGAAAUCGAAAUGGCGGACGACGAUGACGAGGAUGAGGACGAUGACGACGACGACGAGCAAGAUGAUGAUGAUGAUGAGCCGUCCGGGAGAAGAGGACAGAGCAUCACAAUCGAUAUUCGCGAGCUCCUGCGCGCGCAUCUUGCAGCCUCCAACGAGGAGGGAAACACGGAAGACAUUGGAGAACUCAACACAAGAGAGUCGAUAACGAGGGCACUCAACAGCAUCGGUAUCGCAGGCUUGCAACGUCUUCUCGCUGCUGCCACCGGAGGAGCAGUCCAUGAGGAUGACGACGAGAUGGAAGAUGACGACGAUGACGAUGACGACGAUGAAGACAAUUGGUAUCACAUGGCUCGCUCAUCACAGAUGGCCGACUUCUGGGAGCCCACUACAACACCUAUCCGAUCAGGACAAGAGCUCGCCCUUAGCGGCGAAUUCGGUCGUCAACCCAAGCGUCCCCUCGAUGCGUCACCCUCCGCCUUUGCAGAAAGCAGCAACAUGUCCGACCUUCUAUACCAACGCAAAUACGCCCGUCGCCGCAUAGCCAAGGCAGACAUGGCUUCGUUUGUGCCCAACACCAACGGCACCAUCGUCGCAUCGUAUCCGGCGCGCGUCUACUGCGGACAGUACUCUCAAGACUCUUCCUUCUUUUACACCUGCACGCAGGAUUUCCGUGUCCAUAUGUACGACACUACCGUAGCAGGACCAAAGACCGUCCAGGUGCACGACGAUGGACCAAGGCGUGUCCGCAAUAGCUGGUUCUUUAGCUCCAUGGGCACGACGCAGUAUACAUCGCUCAACAUGACCAAAAGUAUCCAAGGCAGGCAGGGCAACUGGACCAUCACCGACGCCAAUCUGAGCCCGGACAACCAGUGGAUGAUCUACUCGAGCAUCACACCGUUUGUGCAUCUCGUGCCCACAAAGCAGCACUUUGAGUCCGGGGGCAGGACGCCGAGCGAUAACCAGGUCAUGCUUGACUUUAGCAACACCGGAGACGACGACACUGGGAUCUGGUCGAUUCGCUUCUCUGGCGACUCGCGCGAGAUCGUCGCUGGUGCCCACUUUGGCGACAUUUACGUCUACGACAUUGAAGCUCGUCGACGUGUCCUUCGAGUGGAAGGUCACUCGGACGAUGUCAAUGCCGUCGCAUUCGCCGAUGCUGCGUCUUCCAACGUGCUCAUCUCGGGCUCGGACGAUUCGUUUGUCAAAGUGUGGGAUCGUCGCUCGCUAUCGGGUGGAAAGCCGGCGGGUGUGCUGAUGGGUCAUACGGAAGGUGUCACCUACGUCUCGCCGAAAGGCGACGGUCGAUACUGCAUCUCGAACGGCAAGGACCAAUCGUGUCGAUUGUGGGACCUCCGCAUGAUGCACAGCUCGUCCAAGUUUGACCGCAUGACGCACCUCGACUACGGCUUGAGAAAUUGGGACUACCGGAACAUGUCGUACAGACAGCCGCGCUACCAGGCGCAUCCGCAGGAUUGUUCGGUGAUGACGUACCGUGGUCAUGCGGUGCUCAAGACGUUGAUCCGAUGUCACUUUUCGCCUGCCGAAACGACGGGUCAGAAAUACAUCUACAGUGGCAGUGCCGACGGCAAGAUUCACAUUUGGAACCUCGACGGCACCGUUGCGCAGGUUCUGGAUCGAUCCAAAGUACGACCUCUGUAUGCAGAGAAAGAUCCUUCCAACCAGAUCCACGCCUACAAAGGCCCAGGAGGGGACGACAACGAAGAAUCCGACGACGACGACGCCGACGUCUUCCGCGAGCCAGGCCUAGCCUCAGACCCAUCGUCACCGCCACUGCCGUGGUUCAAACGCAAGCAUCCACGCCGACACGCUUCGGCCGCCAACAGCGGCUUUGACAAUCCACUCGCGAGCGGAAGAGGCGGAAGAGCAGGGAGGGGACACAGAGGGACAGGUGGCGGUGCGGCGUGCACGGUGCGAGACGUCAGUUGGCACCCGCAGGAACCGAGUCUCAUGUCGACGGCCUGGGACGGAAACGACGGUGAUUCGGGAAGCAUCGCCAAGCACGAAUUGGCGGAUUGGUCAAAGAGACACAUGACGUUGGAGGAUGUGCAGGCGCAGAUGGCGCUCGAAGCUCAAGGGUGA
Messenger RNA from Pseudozyma hubeiensis SY62, 2388 nucleotides. RefSeq lists its product as hypothetical. Bases 1 to 2388 code for a protein of 795 amino acids. The transcript is spliced from 2 exons. Gene Ontology annotation, biological process: proteasome-mediated ubiquitin-dependent protein catabolic process. Gene Ontology annotation, cellular component: Cul4-RING E3 ubiquitin ligase complex. NCBI's taxonomy places the organism in Eukaryota, Fungi, Basidiomycota, Ustilaginomycetes, Ustilaginales, Ustilaginaceae. The record is from RefSeq and is a predicted model, not a curated record. Gene Ontology annotation, molecular function: protein binding.